AUGUCACCGCCAUCCAACAUAUCUGAUGCAGGAGAUGAAUACACGCCUCUGUUAUCCCAUGUCGAUCCAAUUCCAUUACCGGAGCCCGUUGACCCUUCGCUUCAACACAACUCAACAGAAGCUCAAGAUGGAUCAGACGACGAAUAUGAAGAAAAACCAUUACCCAAAGCACAGAUCCUUCUUCUCUGCUACACGAGUUGUAUAGCCCCCAUCGCCUUCUUCUCCAUCUUUCCUUAUAUCAAUUUCAUGAUUGAGAGGGUCGGAGGCAUGGAAAAAGAGGACGUAGGGUUCUAUUCUGGUCUGAUUGAGAGUUUGUUCAGUGCGACGCAGAUGUGUGUCAUGAUUCUCUGGGGGAAGGCCUCUGAUCGCUACGGAAGAAAACCUGUACUAAUAUUAUCACUCUGUGGUCUGACUGUUUCUGCUGUGCUGUUCGGAAUGAGCGAAUCACUUUGGCAGAUGGUGUUUGCGAGAUGUUUGGAAGGCGUCUUUGCGGGGACGGUCGUCACCGUGCGCGCCAUGCUUUCCGAGAAUAGCACAAAGCACACUCAAGCACGAGCAUUCAGUUUCUUUGCCUUCUCCAGCAAUAUGGGAAUCUUCAUUGGGCCGCUUAUUGGUGCUUUGGAGCGGCCAGCCAACAAAUUCCCUUCGACGUUUGGCAAAAUGCAAUUCUGGCACGACUACCCUUAUGCACUGCCUAAUUUCAUCGUCGCGACAAUGGCAUUUUUGGCUGUCAUCACCACUGUGCUUUUCGUAAAAGAGACGCUGCAUAUCCAUACCGAUAAGAAGAACGACGCCAACUCCAAACCCAAAAUGUCCAUCUGGGAACUGAUCAAGUACCCUGGCGUAACUCCAGUAUUGGUCAUUUACAACUACAUUAUGCUUCUAGCCUUCACUUUCACCGCCGUCUUUCCCGUAGCGCAGUAUACGCCCGUCGAUUUGGGCGGCCUUGGUUUCACCCCGGGCCUGAUUGCAGCAUGCACGGGUCUAAACGGCGCGUCUCAGGCUGCUUGGCUACUAAUCGUAUUCCCCAUACUUCAUAACCGUCUAGGUACUGGUCGUGUCCUUUGGUUGUGUGCAGCAGCCUGGCCUUUUCUGUUUGUUCUCGCUCCGGUGUACAACGUUUUGCUUCGGUAUGGGCAGAAUGUCAUCUUCUGGGCUACUGCGCCACCGUUCGUGGUUCUUGCUAGCGGUGUUGCGAUGGCUUUUACGAGUGUGCAACUUGCUCUCAAUGACAUCUCGCCCUCGCAUGAGACGCUUGCGACCCUGAAUUCUCUGGCGCUGGCGAUUCAGAGUGGAAUCCGAUCUGUUGCACCCGCUCUUGCGACUUGUAUAUACGCUGUUGGCGUUAAAUACAAAAUUUUGGGUGGUCAACUCUUUUGGGUCUUCCAGGUCAUUUUGGCAUGUGGGCUUUUUGUGCUGCUGAGGUUUUUACCUGCCAAGGUGAGUGGAGGUGGGAAGGCUAAGCAACAAGGUAGUUCUGCUUGAGAGACGAGGUGGUGUGUAAGGUCGGAGUCCUUUGGGAAUACAGUCAGGGGGUUUACUAUAGACACGAGAAGAAAAGGGAGUAUUCUGGUAUCUCAUCUCCUUUAUUCUUUCGGAACUAGACACUUUGUACCCCAGUGAUAGACAGAAUUACCACAGUCCUAGAUCAACCUCUAGAUAGAGCGGCUGUUCGUUUCGUUGAAACUGAACUUGACUACAUAUCCGCGCUUCUACACACUGCUAGUGCUACAGCUCUAGGGUCUAAUAUCUUUUUCGUAACUCUAUACACCACUCUUCUCGUAAA
Messenger RNA from Pyrenophora tritici-repentis Pt-1C-BFP, 1786 nucleotides. RefSeq names its product ProP, Permease major facilitator superfamily. Gene Ontology annotation, biological process: transmembrane transport. Gene Ontology annotation, molecular function: transmembrane transporter activity. The record is from RefSeq and is a predicted model, not a curated record. Lineage: Eukaryota; Fungi; Ascomycota; Dothideomycetes; Pleosporales; Pleosporaceae.